GCACAAGAAACAGGUGACUUGCGGAGCAGGGGCCCCAGAUCGCUCAGGAGAAUGUCGGAUAAUGAGGAAGAAUGGACCAUGGUCCGCCGGCGUCAUGGGACACGGAGCAAUAACACAGUGAAGCAGCUCAAGAAGCUCGCAAUCCCGGUGGUGCCGCAGCCCUUUGACGUGCUGGCCGAGCCCGAAGAGCGGCCUGCUGCUGGAGAUGGCGCGGGCAAGAAGAAGAAAAAGAAGAAGAAGGGCAAGACCGCGGCCGAGGAGGACGACGACGAGGAUGAGGACGAGGACGCCGGCGCCCCCGCCGCCCAGGCUGGUGCCGGCGCCAAGGCGUCCGCUGCUGGUGCUUCCGGCAAGGCGAGCGCCGCCAAGGGCGGUGCGGCCGGCGGCGGCGGCAGCGCUGUUGUGCAGCAGUCGCUGUUCGCGUGGCUAUAUGCGCAGCUGGUGGCGGUGCUGGUGAUGCUGGGCCUAAUGAAGGCGGCGGGCGGCAAGCGCAAGAAGAAGAACAAGGCCGCUGCCGCCGCCGCCGCCGCACCUGCGCCCGCACCCGCGGCCGCGGCCGCGGCCGCGCCGAAGCCGGUGGCUGACGUCAAGCCAGCUGCGCCGGCGCCGGCGACGCCUGCCGGCAAGUCUGCUUCCGCCGCUGCCGCUGCUGCUGCUGCUGCCUCCACGGCUGCCAAGAAGGCGGAUCCCGCGCCCGCAGCGACGCCCGCAGCCAAGAAGGCGGCUGAUGCGGCGGCAGCGGCGGCGGCAGCCAAACCGGCCGCAACACCGGAGCCGUCUAAGCCGGCCGCUAAGGCCGUUGCCGCUGCGGCGGCAACGCCCUUGCCCGGGGCCGGUAAGGGGGAGGCCGCACCGGCCGCGGCGGCGCCCGCGACGCCGCCGCCAGCUCCUAAGCCGGAGCCGCCGCCGACCCCAGCCGGUCCGCCGCCGCCGGUGGUCAAGUGCGACAAGGACUGGGCUCACGGUAAGUUCGUGAUGCAGUCGCUGCCGGCCGCGCACGCCGACGUGGUGGCGGCGGUGGCGGUGGCGGGUGACGUGGCGGUGUCGGCCGGGUACGACGGAGCCGUCAAGCUGUGGAGCUGGCCGCUGCCGGGCAGCGCGGGCGGCGGCGUGGUGCCGCGGCUGCGGCUGCUGCGGCACCUUGUGGGCCACAGCGGCCGAGUGGAGGCGCUGGCGGCGGCGCCGGCGGGCGGCGGCGGCGGCGGUGUGGGCGGCGGCAUGAGGCUGCUGGCGUCCAGCGGCCGGGACUCCACACUCAAGCUCUGGGACCUGGGCUCGGCGGCCGACUGCGCCGACGCGCGCGAGCUGGGCUCCACCUACGUGUACGAGAGCGUGAGGAGCCUGGCGGCGGACUGGGCGGGGGCCGAGGGCGGCGCGGCGGGCCGCAUGCUGCUGGGAUCCAGGUCGGGCAGUGUGAUGCUGUACCAAAUCAACGCCGGCGCCACCGCCGGCCGCAAGGUGGCCAGCCUGCGCGGACACGGCGACGAGGUCACGGCCGUGCAGUUCCGCGGCGCGCACGGGGUGGUGAGCGGCGCGCGCGACGGCUGCGUGCGGCUGUGGGAUCUGCGGCAGGCGGGCAGCGGCAGCGGCAAGGAGCAGGUGGCGGUACUGGGCGGCCUGUGCGGCCGCGUGUGCUCGCUGGCGGCUCUGGGCGAACACCACCUGGCGGCGGGCGACUGCUCCUCCACCGUCAAGCUGUGGGACCUGCGCAAGCUGCCGCCCGCCGGCGCCCGCGGCCAGCCGCCCCCCGCCCCCGCCCGCGUGCCCAACGCGCCCGGCUUCGCGGGCGACUCCUGCCCCACCGCGGGGCUGUGGUGGGGCGGGCGCAGCGGCGUGCUGCUCAGCAGCUGCAUCGCCUGGUGGACCGACAACCGGGAGGCUCUGGAGGAGGCGCCGCCCAGCGCCAAGCUGCCCAUGGCGUGCCUGAACGUGUCAGCCGCCGGCGCCCUCUCCCCCGCCCCCGCCGGCUCCUCCCCCGACGACCUGGUAUCGCAGUACAAAUACACGCUGCGUCUGGGGCCCGGCAUCGCUACGUGCAUGGCCGGAUCUGAGGAUGAGUCGGCGGUGCUGGUGGGCGGCGCGACUGGGGCGCUAUGGGCGCUGCGGUUGGUGCGCGGCAGCGCGGCGGCGGUGGAGGCGGCGGAGCGCGUGGCGGCGGCGGCGGCGGACGAGGGCUGCUCGGCGGUGGGAGACCUGGUGGUGGGCGUGGAGGAGUUCUCGGAUGACGACUAUGAGGAGGACGAGGACGACGAGGAUGAGGACGAUUGAGGAGUGACGAGUCACGGACAGGACCUGUGCCGCAGGGUUGUGGACAUGGACAGGUGUGGUUGGUUUGGGCUGGCUUGGUGAGGUAUGGAAGCACAAUAGAAGCCUGAGUGCAAGUCAAUAUGUGUGGAUUCAGGCAUGGAAUGGUCAGCUGCAUGUAACAGAAAAUUCGU
Chlamydomonas reinhardtii is the source of this 2438-nucleotide messenger RNA. RefSeq lists its product as uncharacterized. The record is from RefSeq and is a predicted model, not a curated record. The coding region runs from base 52 to 2268 and encodes 738 amino acids. The transcript is spliced from 11 exons. Gene Ontology annotation, molecular function: protein binding. Lineage: Eukaryota; Viridiplantae; Chlorophyta; Chlorophyceae; Chlamydomonadales; Chlamydomonadaceae.